AGACACGCGCAUGAAGGAACGCGUAGGAGAUAUAAACAAAUGUAAAAUCUCAUCAUCUGCCAUGGCAAUGGUCGGUUCAAUCCAUUCGCAAAUCCUUUUCUUAACUCCAACAAUUUAUUUUCUCUUCCAUUUGUGAAAGAAAAAGAAGAAAUAAAAAAAGAUGUUUGAUUUAGAUGAUCUAAAUAAUAGUAUUAGAAUUCCAUGGCUCAUUUGGAUCCAAAUCUUGAUCUUUUUUCUUCUUCUUUUUCUUUUCUAUUCCUUCACUGCUCUCUCUUCAGAUCUCUCUGUCAAUAACUCCGACAACCGCCUCAUUUCUUCAGCUUCCGCUUCCGCUUCUGCUCCGCCGUCAAACAAGCCAACCGUCGCCAAUCUGUUGCAGCACCGUAGCCAGGUUAGAGGAAGCCAAAGCAUAAAAGGAGAGAUAGCAACAAGCACAAGUAGAACGAUAGUGACCGGAGAAGAGAACGUAGAAAGUGAAAGCUUUUCGACAAACUCAAUCAAUAUUGAUUUCCAUCCUUGCAGCUAUUUCAGGCUUGCCAAACUUGCAUUUCUCAAGUGUUUCGGGUUAGACCCUACGACCGCCGAUAAUAAUAAUUGUUCGAGUUCCGAGCCGAAAAAAGAAAGAUAACCCCUGCUGAGAUUUCAUUUUUCAUCCUAUAAAUUCCAACCAGAAGCAAAUGUUUGGGAUAGAAAGCAAGUAUGCAAGAGAUUUUGUUUGUGCUGUUCAAGGUGAGCUUUAUCAUUUGACAAAGCUAAUGAUUAGAUCGUUGAGUUAUAGGCAAUUUAAUUCAUUGGAGCAGUUUAUAUGUACAACCAUGUAAAUAUUUUGAAGGAAUGCCAAGCUGGUUUAAUAA
Molecule: messenger RNA, 854 nt
Organism: Mercurialis annua (annual mercury)
Lineage: Eukaryota; Viridiplantae; Streptophyta; Magnoliopsida; Malpighiales; Euphorbiaceae
Exons: 2
Coding region: 161-628 (155 amino acids)
Source: RefSeq, a predicted model, not a curated record